UCAUGGUUCCUUUUUUCCCUUUUCUUUCCUUUUCCCAUCUGCAGUUGAGUAUGACAAGGAGUUCACGCCUCACCAGCGGCACCACAAGGAGUUCAAGUUUAAUUUGUCUCAGAUUCCUGAGGGCGAGGCCGUCACAGCUGCUGAGUUUCGGAUCUACAAGGACUGCGUUGUGGGGAGCUUUAAAAACCAAACUUUCCUUAUCAGCAUCUACCAGGUGCUGCAGGAGCAUCAGAACAGGGCCUCUGACCUGUUUCUGCUGGACACGCGGGCGGUGUGGGCCUCAGAGGAGGGCUGGCUGGAGUUUGACGUCACUGCCACCAGUAACAUGUGGGUGAUGAACCCUCAGCACAACAUGGGACUGCAGCUGAGCGUGGUGACCCGGGAUGGUUUCAGCAUAAAUCCUAGAGAAGCAGGCCUUAUAGGCCGAGAUGGCCCUUAUGACAAACAGCCUUUCAUGGUGGCCUUCUUCAAAGUGAGCGAAGUCCACGUCCGGACCACUAGAUCAGCCACAAGCAGGCGCAGGCAGCAGAGUCGAAACCGCUCCACGCAGGCUCAGGAUGUUUCCAGGGUGUCCAGUGUCACAGAUUACAACAGCAGCGAUUUAAAAACAGCUUGCAGAAAGCAUGAGCUUUACGUUAGCUUCCAAGACUUGGGAUGGCAGGACUGGAUAAUAGCUCCAAAGGGCUAUGCAGCCAACUACUGUGAUGGGGAGUGCUCCUUUCCACUCAACGCCCACAUGAACGCAACCAAUCAUGCCAUUGUACAGACUCUGGUUCAUCUUAUGAAUCCCGAUUAUGUUCCCAAACCAUGCUGUGCACCUACCAAACUAAAUGCCAUAUCUGUUCUUUAUUUUGAUGAUAAUUCUAACGUAAUCUUGAAGAAAUACAGGAAUAUGGUAGUAAGAGCUUGUGGAUGUCACUGA
Mesitornis unicolor (brown roatelo) is the source of this 922-nucleotide messenger RNA. It is a transcript of the gene BMP6, whose product is annotated as bone morphogenetic protein 6. The record is from RefSeq and is a predicted model, not a curated record. Gene Ontology annotation, biological process: SMAD protein signal transduction. The transcript is spliced from 6 exons. Gene Ontology annotation, molecular function: growth factor activity; cytokine activity. Gene Ontology annotation, cellular component: extracellular region. The annotation marks the transcript as partial. NCBI's taxonomy places the organism in Eukaryota, Metazoa, Chordata, Aves, Mesitornithiformes, Mesitornithidae.